AAAAUAAAUAUGGAUGGAUUAUAACCACAGGAACGCAAUGUUCUCUCUGAGAAUUGUAACCACUGACGCCUAUCAAGCUGUUCCCAUUCCUGGUUUAGAUGUCUGCCACUCCGACUUCAGUGGGACCGAGACCAAAUUUGUGCCCGUGAUAAGGAUAUAUGGAUCCACACCUGCUGGACAGAAAUGCUGUAUGCAUGUUCAUGGUCUGUUUCCCUACUUGUAUGUGCGUUAUGAUGGCUCCCAACCUGUGGACCGCUACCUGAAGCAGGUGGCAUCGAGUAUAGAUCGGGCAGUAAAUGUGGCCUUAGGAAAUGCUAGUUCAGCCAAGCACCAUGUAUAUAAAGUGUCAUUGGUUUCUGCCAUACCAUUCUAUGGUUUUCAUCCCAAAGAGGAGUUAUUUCUGAAGAUAUACCUUUACAGUCCUAAUAUGGUAAAGAAGGUAGCAGAUUUGCUCCAAGGGGGAGCCAUAUUGAAUAAACCCUUCCAGCCUCAUGAGACACACAUUCCAUUUAACCUGCAGUUCUUCAUUGAUUACAACUUGUAUGGCAUGAACUUGAUCCAUUUGUCAGCCGUGAAGUUCAGAAGAAGUCAACAACAAGCUGAUGGGCCCAGGGGCCCUGAAGUUAAGAGGUCUGAUGACCUUUCACCUACAGCAGCUUUACUGAAUGAUAGCAAUAAAAGCAGCCUUCAUUCAAGUCAGAACAUAUGGGAUGCAGAAAACAUAGCGGAGGACAUGCUUCUUGGUGCUGAGGUGGAGAGACAAAGUACGUGCGAGCUGGAGGUCGAUGCAGUAGCAGCAGACAUUAUGAACAGGAUGGAGGUUGAUGCCAAUCUUGGUGCUAACCCUGGGCUAGUGGCUCUCUGGGAAGAUGAAAAACAGAGAAGAAAAGAAAAAGGAGAUACGUCAAAUAUUUCACCACCUGAGUCCCAAGAAAGAGGCUUCAUCCCUCCCACUGAGAGUGAUCAGAUGUUCCGCGAGAGACUUCUGGAUAUCAUAAGAAGACACCAGGCAAUUGUGCAAUCCCAAUCUCAAUCUUCUGAGGGUUCUCAAAAUAGCAUGGAGGUGGUGGAGAGUAGUGUCCCAUGUUCACCAGCCAGUGUGGUGGACUUCCAUUUGUCUGAAGAAAAUAGCCGUGCCAGUGCUGACACAGUUUUGCUUGGAGAUGAAGAUGCAGAUGAACCUGUAGUGGAUGAAAAAUGUAUACAGAGGGUGGUGUCUUUUAGUCAAAGCUUUCAGGGGUCUCCAGAUGAAAUAGACUCCCAGUGCUUAGGUGGAUCUCAAGACCAAGAGCUAGCUAAGAUUUUGGCUAAAAUGGCAGAUGACAGCUCUCCGAUAUCAUCCCAAGUGGAGUCCCAGGUUUACAAUUUGGAGGAUCAAGACAGCAUUCUCCAUGGUGGUCCUCAAACUGAGGAGGAGGAGGAGGAUCGGGAUGGAGGUGAGGGGGAGGAUGUGGAGAAGGAUAUCGAGGACAGCAUUUUGAUGUCUCAGAGUGUGUGGAAUGAACUCCAGGAGGAGAUGACUCAAGAGAGGAUAUUAGGCGAUAGUUUGGAUGAGGACUGUGAUAUGAAAAAUGUGGAGAAAACCAGCAGUGAUAGUGAGGAAGAUGAGAUUCCACAGUAUGAUGGCCCUGGUGAUGUGUCUGGUCCAACAAAGAAAAGACUUGGACCCAGAGGUCCCGUCCUUCCAUGUGGUCAAAACAAGUACCCAUUGACAUAUACAAUCAGUGCCAGCAAAUCAUUAGAAACGAGAAACUCUUUUUCUCCUGGAGAAAUUCCUCUCCCUGUUCACAAGUGCCAUGUUGUGUUGAAUGAUUUCAGAAAGGAGCAGUACACAAAAAUGAAGCCCCAACAGAAAAAUUUGAACCUUAAUUUACAAGCUCCAAGGCUAGCUAAUGAAGAGACUGGACUUCCUUUGAAUAUUCCAGAGCAGAAAUCUAAGGAACAAGGUCCUCUUAGUUCGAAGGAAGACACAGGAGUCUCUGUCCCUGAUAUUAAAAAUUCAAGCACAACAGGCAUAAAGGAGGUUAAUGCUGGAAAAAUUUGUCAGCGAAGGAGAAGUCGUGUGAGGCCUUUUAUUUCACCCAAACCUAAUUCACCCCCAUACCAAAGUCCCAGGCGAAUAGAACAACCACCAAGCACUGUUCAUCAGCAUUCACCAACUGAGACUAUCAGUCAGAGUAGCAAUGGUGAAAGUGGUCUUUAUACAGUGGAGAGUUUUGAUGCGAUGAGGAAAAAUGCCGAAAGCACAGCCAAAUUUCCAAAUACUAAGUCUACAAGUGAGACUGACAAAUUUAAAGUUAGUGAUACAAAAAGUGACCUUAAACUUUCCCAAAGGACUGUACUGCAACAGAGGCUCCAUGAUGACAGAGGAAGAGAGAUUGAAAAUGGUACAUGUAAUGCUGAAGAAGACAGCAGCUCAGCAGUAAAAACAUAUUUUCCUGUCAAAAAGAAUGGAUGUAAUUUACAAAACAAAAAGAAAGCUGUUUGCUCUGCAGAAUUAGAACCUCCCAAACUAACAAGAAUGGUGAACAGAAAGUCCUUUGAAGAUCUCUAUGAGGAAUUUAUGCCAAAUAGUCCUCCUGAUCUUAAUGAGGAUAAGCAUUCUGCAACAGUGGAUGACAAGUGCAAUAAUAAAGAUAAAAAAUUAACUGAAAAAAUGAAUUAUAAAGGACCAACAGAAAAUUUCCCAAAUUUUACUACACCGAAAAAGACUGUGGUUACCAAUACAAGUAGUAAGGAUCCCAUUGUGCAAAGGGAGGAGAACCUGUCAACUUUUGCUCAAAAAUCUCAUGUUUGCUCUGGAGAUGGCAGUCCCUCACCAAACUCAGAUUUUAAUUCAUUGCCAUUUCCCAAUAAAACGACUGUGGACUUGGGGUCGGACAAUGAGGAUGCGCCAUAUUUAGACAGCGUGGGCUGCGAUGAUUUAUUUCACUCUGACACUGCCAUAUCCUCGCCCAUGAAACCUUACUCAGAUUCGGCAAGUGUGAAAUCCAGAUCAUCAUCUGUUUCACCAACCAGGCUUGUUUUGCCGAAAGUGUUUGCCACAUACUCAAAGAAGGAACAGCAACAGGAACACAGUUUGCUGGGAGAAACACAGGAUGAAAUUUCAACCGAUUUCAAGUCAAGUCCAUUAAAAAUUACAGAACUAAGAAAGAAACUUCAGAAGUUAAAAGCUAAAACAGAUCUGAUAUCCCCUUCUAAAAGUGACAUGCAGAGAGAGGACAGCAACGGUGAAUGUCAAACAAGAACUAAACAAAGGAGUAAAUUAUCCCUGAAGAAAAAACUUGAAGAGAAACGAAAAAGGACUAGUAAAGGGAUAGACCAGGCAGAAAGACUUUGGGACAGCAGUAUUUUACACAGUAACUCUUUGAUUUUGAAUAGCACUCAAAGGUUUAGUACAGCUCUUGAGGAACCAGCAGAAUUUUCUGACCAUAAAGAAGAUGAUGACAAUGGCAGUACAACCCCUACACUGCAGCAGAAAACGGGGACAAGUCUCAAACGUUUCUAUGAUACCGAGAGUCAUAAUAAUCACAAAUCUAUGCAAAAUGUAUCUCUGGGAUCUAAGACAGGCGAAUUUGUACACCUCAACUCUUUUUGUGAUACCUCCUCAAUGCAUAAUGGUUGUGAUAAUGUUUUGGUGCCUUUAGAAGUGGUCACUCGAUUUGACAUAUCAAAGAUUGGAAAAGAGAGGCUAAAACUGAGAAAAAUGUCAAGGCAAGAUAUUCAGAAAAAAGUCCAUGCGUGUGAUUCUAGCUCUGAAACCAAAAUGGUACACACAGAUAUACAUUCUUCAGUGAAAGAAACCUCAGGAAGUGUGAUGGAGUCAAAAGCGAAAAAACUUGAUUAUUUCAAUGAAGAAACCCCUGUGCAAGGUCCAGAUUUAAAAGCAAAAGCAGAAAACAAGGAUGAGAGAGCAGAUGAGACUGAGAGCAUGGUCAGUGAGACUCAGAACAAAAACGUUAUACCCAGCAUAGAUAUUAUUGAAAAGAAUAUCAAUGAUGCCAUCGAUAAAGAUGAUGCAAAUUAUACCAGCUCAGUGGCGUCAGAGGAAUCUGCACCAUCCAAUGAUACAGACAUUGAACCGCAAGAAAAAAUGGUUGAAAUAGGGAGGGUAAUUUUUCAUGAUGUCAACUUGAGUGUUGCCAGUGUUACAUGUAAUAGGAUGGACUCUCCCAGAAUAUUUUUGUCCCCAGAAAUGGAUGCUACUGAUCAACCCAUUUUGGGCACAGAAACUAAGGAAGACCAGUCUAAGCCUCCAUUGUUAUCUGACAAUGUUACUCUCUUGAAGCAAACAGAAGAUUCUUUAGACAAUGAACUUUUUCCUGGUGGUGUUUUAAAUGGAGAUAAGAUGGUGGAGGUUGGAGCAGACGACACUUCUGAACUGGGGCCUGCUAUAAUUUUACCCACAACAGAUCACAAUGAGGUCAUAGAAAAACCACCAGUAUUACAACAAAAAGGGAAUAACACUACCCUGAAAAGUAGGACGAAAGGCAUGUUAAAGCUGAAAAAGAAAAAGUUGGAACCAAUUACAGAAGCAAUAUCAAGACAAAAUGCUUCUUUAGAGGAGACGGUAGAAUUCCCUAAUCAUGAGAAGAGCUCAGAAUCUGUUCAACAUGAAGAACUAGUUGAAAGCCCAGUUGGAAUUCCAAACCCACAAGAUAUGUCUUAUAUUUUCACAAAUGAAGAUAUUCCUUUAUCCCGCAGAAGUCAAAGAAAGAGGAAAAGAAAACUCAAGUUUGGUGCAAAUAGUGACUUUUAUGAAUUUGGAUCAAUUUCAGGUAGCUUUAGAGAGAAAACAUCAAUUGCUGCUGCUAAGAAAUUAAACAGGCCAACUUCAAAAAUGACCAGUAAGAGAACAAUAAAACCUGCAGUGCCACCUAUUAAGAUUUUGCUGGUAAAGAAAUUCAAAGGUGUGAAAGAGUUGAGAGUGGCAGUGGAGAAACUUCAUAUAGGAGUAAGUAAAACUGUCAAUGCUAAAGAUUUUAUUCAGAAAACAAACUUGAGGGACCAGAACCAGGAAGGAAUUGGAAAACCCAGGAUCAUUCCUCACAAAAAUCUUGGUCGCAUCCCAAGAAAGUACAUCACGGCAGAAAAAUUCCGUGCCAACAGUGCCUCUGUCCAUGGCUCAAACAAAAAACGAAAAUAUCACAAUGGAGCAUCUGGAAAAUUUAAGGAUAUCAACUUACCUAGUAGCGCAUGGGAUGUGAUCACAAACCAGCUGAACAAAAGAGGUGGAAAUGCUCAUAAUAUUGAACUGAAAUUUAGAAACAGUCAAGAUGGGACUGUCUUGCCAUCUCUGCUACCCCCUGAUGAUACUCCAGUGUCAAAAUUGCCCUCUUAUACAGACACCACAGAUGAUUUUCAAACCUCUUACGAUGAUGUCCUGUACAAGAUGUCAUACUUUACACCAAAGGUGGAUGAAGAAGGGAACCGAAGCCCUCCAAGACCGUGGUCCCCGUGUAGUUUACCUGAAGAAACUGAUGAUAUCAGAGACAAAAGUAAAAUCAAUACUCAACAAACAAUCGAAAGAGAUGGACACAUUUCUGCAAUAAAAUUGAAAGAUUCUAUCACUUGUGAUAACAAUUUUGAAUCAUGUACAGUAUCUACAUUAUCAGCAGAGUCGCUGUCAAAAACAAUUGUAUCUCCGCGAAAACCCAGAGAGAUUCUCAAAUCAAGAUCAUCCAUAGAUGCAACUGUGGACUCUCCACUUUGCUACGAGGGAUCUCUUCCCAUCUGCAAAUCCCCUGAACAUUGGCUAAGUGCACCUUCAUCUCUUAGCUCCAACAGCAGUGAAAGUUCAGAACUACCUUGUGGGCAGAGGAGCAGACAUUCCACCCAUAGCAGCAUUGGCGAUGUCAUUGAUUCCUCAAUACCGUACUUGGUCCCACAAACAGAUGAGAGUCUGGUGAGCUUUUCUGAUGAACCAGAUGGGACUAGCCAGCACAGUGCUGAGUAUGAGAGAUCAAGGAUGUCACCACCUACGUUAAGCCCUUCACAACCAGAUCCAAAUGCCGAUGACUCACAGCAGUCUGUAGAUAAUGAGAAUGGGCCACCAGAAUUGAUGCCUUCUGUUUCGUAUCCAGAAACUCCAAAUGAAAAAGUGAAAAAUCAUCAAAGGUUGUUCACCACAGGCUCUCAGAUAGUUUUGGAAUCUUCUUGUGAAUCAUCUACUUUUGGUGCUUUGGACAAAGGCAAUAAACUUCCUGGGAGUGAAGAAAGUCAACAUUCCCUAAAUUCUGAAAUGAGUGAAAGCCUUCUUGAUGAACCUUGCUCACCCAGAUCUUCAGUUACAUAUGGGUCUCCCUUUUGCGAAGAAAGUAAUGAUAGUUUCUUAAGUUCUCAUGCCUCUGAAGGGUCUUCAAACAGAUGUAGUGCUCCAGUGCUUGUAAGAAGUCUUUCUCCAUGUAGCAGUAAAUCAAAAUGCAGUGAAAAAGACCUGCACUCCAAUUCACAGACCUCAGCAGCAAGUGAAAACCCUCAGGUCAAAUUGACAGCUGUAAACAAAAAGACACUGUCCUCAAAGAAAAAUCUAUUCCACUCUACAGAACAUAUACCAACAGAAAGAGAAAAAGUUUCAAACAAUUCCAACAGAAGAUCUGAACCUGGGAAUAAUGUUUCUGAAACUGAUGUCAAAAGUUUAGAUGGCAUGGCUGAAUUUUUUACAAGAUACACUAUACAGUCAAAGCCAAUGGAUCUUAGCAUGGGCAAAUCUGAGUCCCGCAAAGAGACAGGUUUUGAUACCUCUACACCAAUCAAUGACGAAGAUGCAUUUCUUGAAGAAACUGAAACAGUAAAUCACACACCUUUUAAACAGAACACUACAACUCAGGUGGAUCAAACUGCAAAAUUGCCAGCUCAGGAUCAAGAUGAAUUUACUGAAUCAAGGCAACUUCCCCAUGAAAUACCUCAAUCUUAUUCUACACCUGUAUUGCCCAAAUCCUCUUUGAUUUCCACCUCUCCUGUGAAUGGCUCGGUUUCUCCUUCCAGUCCUCGUGGAAGACCAAGAUUAAAAAACCUCAACUCAAUUGUAAAUAGACUGAAGGCAAAACAGCUUAAUUUUGAUGGUGAGGAUGAGAGUGGCAUUACAAAAGAACAUGUCGGAAAAACUGAUGUAUUGGGAAAUGGCUGUGACAAGGACCCAAAUGUCCAUCUUCCUGAAGGUGACAUGCCUGCUAAAGUUGUCACCUCCCCUGACCUGUAUGGUGACAGCUUUGACAGUCCCAGUGACUUACCAGACCACAAGGACAAUGAUGAUUUAAGUAACCAGGGCAACAGUGUUGUAAUGGGUGCAAUGUCACAGGAGGUCCAGACAAAAGAUAGAGACACACCUGCAGAUAAUCUCGGGGUAUUAGCAGCUCCCGAGCCAACAGAUGCUGCAUGCACUUCUGAGGGACUGGAGUUCAACCCUACUUGCCAGAGAUCUGCCACUGUUUUGACACCAGUCAGACUUCCACCGAGCAGGGAUGAGGUUAUUAAGUCUUUGGUCAGCUUUGAUCUUGGAGAAGAACAGGUCGUUGACCCCCAUUGUAGUGUACCUCAGGACAUGCCAGAAAAACCAAAAGAGCUUGGAGGCAGAGUGUUGAAACUGCAGUCACCCCUGGUGGCAGAUUUGCCAGAUUAUAGAACUGAAUUACCCAUCACCAUGAUACAAGGUUGGCAAUUCAGAAUGGCAUCAAAAUUCUCAGGUCAAGAGUUCCUGUCUCAGGGUGAUGACUUCAGUUUGAUUGAUGAAAUCAAGAAAAAUCCUGAACUGAAGAAAAGUUUGCAUGGAAACACUAAAGUGGUGAUGACUCCAUGUAGGCCACCUCCAAAUGUCAGGUCUGUGAGGAGAUGGCUUCAUGGUAAAGGUGCAAAAGAAGAAAAGAUUCCAAAGAGUACAGACCCCUGUGAAAGUACAAAAGUGGAACCCUCUCUCUCUGACAAGAAAUCUGAGUCAUGUGAAAUUGCAAUUGAUGAAAAGGGACCAGAUGUUAUGCCAAAAACAUCAAAACCAGACUUUGUGAAAAUUGUCUACCUGAAACGCACACUUUCAGAUAGCAAAGAUGUAGAAUCGGUCAGUUAUGAGAAAGAGAUCUCCAACCCACCUGCAAGAUUGAAAUCACCAACAAGGUGGGACCAGUCACCACCUCUGUCAGCAUGCACAGCGACGCCAUCUGUUAGCAGAAAAAGAAAACUCUCAGAUGAUGUUACACCUUCUACAAGCACUCCGUCAAUACCUCAGAGUAGGAAAAGAAAGGUGUCUGAAGAUUCCAACUCCAGUUUACAGCACAGUACACCAGUUAAAAAGGCCUCAUUUAUUGACAUUGAGGUUCCAAGUUGUACACCAAUUGUAGGUGAGAAGAUGAAAACUGGAAAUGAUGAUUCUCCCUCUACCUCAGCAGCAACUCCAGCGAGAAAGUUAUCAAGAAUUAGACGGCUGUCAACUGGAACUGAGAACUUGUUGAGAAAGACUUUGUUGUCAAGUCAGAUGAAGAAUGCUGCAGGGACCCCUCUCAACCAGAGAAUUGUUUCUCAAAUUGAGGGACCUUCUCCCAACAACACUUACGGUUUCAAAGUCAGUCUUCAGAAUUUACAAGAUGCCAAAGCUGUGCAUGAGGUACAACAUCUGACAGUCAUGAGCAUGGAACUUUUUAUCUGGACCAGAGGGGAUCUUAGACCAGACCCAGAAUUUGAUGCCAUAGGUUCAGUGUUUUAUCACAUUCUUAAUGACACCACAGAGACUGAGAAAAGGACAUCAACGGGGGUCAUUAUUGUGGAUCCAGUUUCGGCCAGUUUGGAGCAAGAUGAAGGUCGGAGACUAUCGGCAGAUGCGGCAGGCCCAAGCACUGGAAAGUUGAGCCACAGGGAGAAGACAUUGUUACAGAAGUCUGGAGUCAGUUUGAUGGAGACGUCCUAUGUGAAGGAUGAGAGAGAGUUAUUUGUGAAGUUUCUGGAGCUUUUGAGGAAAUGGGAUCCUGACAUAUUGGUUGGUUUUGAGAUCCAGAUGCUGUCAUGGGGGUACCUCUUGCAGAGGGCUGCCCACCUGGAAGUUAACCUGUGCUCUCUGAUAUCUAGAAUUCCAGGUGAAGACAAAAGGAGUAGCUUCAGUGCAGAGAAAGAUGAGUGGGGAGCAGAUUAUAACUCUGAAAUUCACAUUGCUGGGAGGAUAGUAUUGAAUUUAUGGAGGAUUCUUAGACAUGAGGUGACCUUGAAUAUCUACUCUUUUGAGAACAUUGCAUUCCAUGUACUUCAUAGAAGAAUUCCAUGUUUCUCUUUCAAGCAAUUGACAUCUUGGUAUGGACAUAGGACAGAUUUGUACAGAUGGAGGACUAUUGCUCACUAUGUAACCAGAACUAAAGGAAACAUAGAGAUAAUGCAGCAGCUGGACCUUAUUGAGAAAACCAGUGAAUUUGGCAGGGUGUUUGGUAUAGAGUUCUACCAUGUGCUGUCAAGGGGCUCUCAGUAUCGUGUAGAGUCUAUGAUGCUGAGACUAGCCAAACCAAUGAACUAUGUUGCUGUCUCCCCCAGCGUUCAACAGAGGGCAAAGAUGAAGGCACCAGAGUGUAUUCCACUUACCCUAGAGCCAGAGUCCAGGUUUUAUAGUCACCCAGUUGUGGUGCUGGACUUCCAGUCUCUCUAUCCUUCUAUAAUGAUUGCUUACAACUACUGCUACUCCACUUGUAUGGGCAGAGUGGAUAAGUUGGGAGAGUUUCAAUUUGGCUGCACCUCUCUGAGGGUUACACCAUCAACUCUAAAGAAAAUGAAGAACAGUGUGUCUGUUUCUCCGAGUGGAGUUGCUUUUGUCCAGUCAGAUGUGAGGAAAGGGAUCAUAUCCAGUAUGGUAGAGGAAAUUCUGAAUACAAGACUGAUGGUGAAAAAAGCAAUGAAGAAACACAAGGGGGACAAGGCUUUAGAAAGACUGCUGAAUGCCAGACAGUUAGGCUUGAAACUGAUUGCAAAUGUUACUUUUGGCUACACCUCGGCUAAUUUUUCUGGAAGAAUGCCUUGUGUGGAAAUUGGGGACAGCAUUGUAAGCAAGGCCAGAGAAACUUUAGAAAGAGCCAUCCAAAUGGUAGAGGAGACUGAAAAAUGGGGAGCCAAGGUGGUGUAUGGAGACACUGACAGCUUGUUCAUAUUGCUGAAAGGAAGGACUAAAGAGCAAGCUUUUAAAAUUGGACAAGAAAUUGCAGAUGCAGUCACUGCUGCCAAUCCCAAACCUAUCAAACUUAAAUUUGAAAAGGUGUAUCUGCCAUGUGUUCUUCAGACAAAGAAAAGGUAUGUGGGCUUCAUGUACGAGACAGUAGACCAGAAGGAACCAGUUUUUGAUGCCAAGGGUAUCGAGACUGUGAGGAGAGACUCCUGUAGUGCAGUGUCAAAGAUACUAGAGCGAUCCAUCAAGAUUCUCUUCACCACCCGCGACGUUUCCCAGGUGAAGCAGUAUGUGCAGAAGCAAUGUGUAAAGGUGAUGGAAGGAAAGGCCAGCAUGCAGGAUUUGAUCUUCGCCAAAGAGUACAGAGGAAAAGCAGGCUACAAACCAAUGGCUUGUGUGCCAGCUUUGGAACUGUCAAAGAAAAUGUUGGCAGCUGAUCGUCGUAGUGAACCCAGGGUGGGCGAGCGAGUUCCCUACGUUAUUGUAUACGGCAGCCCAGGUCUUCCACUGAUACAGCUAGUACGUAGCCCUGUGGAGGUUCUUCAAGACUCCAGUCUACGCCUCAACGCUGUCUAUUACAUCACCAAGCAAAUUCUGCCCCCACUGGCAAGACUGUUCUCAUUGAUUGGGGUAGAUGUUUUUUCAUGGUAUCAAGAUUUGCCAAGAGUGAUUAGAGCAGCUCCAGCCAUGGAUAUUGCAAGUGAUACAAAGAAGGGAACAAUCUCCCAGUAUUUCAACAAUAUUAAUUGUCCAGUAUGUGGGGAAUUAACCAAGCAGGGGGUGUGUGGUCAGUGCCAGACUGACCCUCAGACAGCUGUGACCGUGCUGAACAGCAGAAUUCUUAAGUGGGAGAGGACCCAGCAGCAGUUAUUGAAGAUCUGCGGAAGCUGCAUGGGAACUAUGGAUUCUAAUAUGCCAUGUACUUCACUGGACUGUCCAAUACUGUACAGACUUGACAGAGCAACAAAGGAGGUCCAACAGGCCCCAAGGCUAAGACAGGUCAUUGAAGAUAUGUUUUAAAACAUACAGUGGGACAAUUUUUGGAGCUCAACUUUCUUUAAGGUUGGCACCAUAUACAGACAAUGUUUUUGAAGAUUGAAAUUAAGCUUUAAAGGGUAAAAUAAGACAAAUAAAAAACAUUCAUUUUUUAAAGGAGCAGUAUUAAAUACAGAAGAGUCAAGGGUCACAAAAAUAUCAGUCUAAGUGUUAUUGAAGAUGUUUUAAGAUAUCAGUUAAAAUUAAAGUGAAAAAUAACAUCAGAAAUAACUUUUGCCAUAAAACUACCUGUCUUCACAGGUUUGACAUAAAACAGAAGCAUUUUAAGUUGAAAAUCAAGUACAAAUUCACUGGAAAGUUUUUUUUUUUUUUUUUUUUUUUUUUUUUUUUUGUUAAAACUAGUAGCCAGAUUUCACAUUGGAGUUCUAUUCUAUCUGUAUGUCAUAGGCAAGGUUUAAAUCAAGGAAGAUUUUCAAUUGCCUAGGCAAGUUUGCAAUUUCAGUCCUAGGCAAAAUUGAAAUUUCAAACUGGCUUAGGCAGAUUUCAAAUUGGCCCCAGGCAAGAUUGGAAUUUCUAUAUCACCUAGGCAGGUUUAAAAUCAGCCUAGGCCAGAUUGAUAUCCGAAAAUCACAGACAAAAUUAUAAAAAGAUUCAUUACAUCUGUAAUAAAGACACUUUAGUUAUAAAAUCUAUGGUUAAAACAUCUUAUAUUAACUAUCUUGCAUUUAAGGAUCACAAGACAUGCGUUACAUAAUGUUUUGUAAUCCCCCAUUAGCAAGUUAAAUAAAAAUUAAAAAUAAAGCGAGGGCAAUAAAAAUGUUCUUAACCAUAGAUCCUUUAACUAAAAUGGCUUUAUAAUGGAUGUAAGUUAUCUACUUAUAAUUUAAAAUUUUUUAUAUGUUUGCUUUUUAAGUGUCAGCCCAUGAAUAGCAAGCUUCCAAUAUUGUAUACUUCACAGUCUAAUUUUAAGUAUAUAAUUAUAUUAGCCAUGCCAUUUACCCGUAGUAUUUAGGGAGCCUGCUUUGCAGUUUUGUAUGGCACUGGUUGAAAUACUGAACUCUUUUAUGCUUGCAUUCAGGAUGUAUAUAUCCUUUCAAAAAGUUCCCCUCUUUAAAGUGUGCGCACAAUCUAGAUAAGGAUUUUGCUAGCUGUACUUGUCAUCUCUUCAUAAGUUUGAAUAUUCCAGUAUUUUUGUAUUUUUAAGUAAUAUGUAUGUUUUCCAUAAAUGCAAAGAGUAACUAAGGCAGUCUUCCUCUUGGGCAUGAAGAUUUGACAAAAAGGUGAUUGCUUUUAAAAAUUCACAUAAUUUGGAUAUUUCUUAUUUUAUUUAUUUAUUUAAUUGCAAGAAAUGCUAUUGAACCACAUGGUACAAGGUAUAGUAGAUUGGUGAGAAAUAUAUCCCUAUAGAGUAAUCAUGUAUGUAUUAUUUCAAUUGGCCAGUAAUGAUUAAGUUUGUACAUUUUGUGUAAUGUAUCAUCAAGGCUUGAUUUAGAGCACUGUAAAAGCACAAGUAUAUGUAUGGAUAGCGUAUCUAUUAUUAAUAUUAAAAGAACCCAGAAAGAUGCAAUUCAGCUAAAUUCUAUCUUUCGAUUUUGUGUUGAACUAGUUAUUGUCACUGGGAGUUUCAGACUUUACUGGAAGUUAAUUAAAACAUGUUAAGCUGUUCUGGUAUUUUAUAAAUGAACUUGUAGACCUUAAUGGCCUUUGGUUUAAUAGCUACUGCUAAACCUCUAUCAUCAGCAUGGCUCUACCAUUUCCUGUAAACUCUGAAACCGAGGGUGAAUAUUGUUAAAUAUGUUGUAGAUUUUUGUGAGUUUUUUAAUACAGAUUUCAUAUUAUUGUUGGGUGUAAAAUUAUGUGAUAUUCAAGAGUUCUAUUUUGGGUCAUUUUAGCAUUGUAUAAGAUUUAUAUUGUUUAUACAGAGUUUAUAUGGGAAUUGGGGAUUGGUAAUCAUAAAAUUUGAUUGUGGAUUUAUGCCAAAUGUAAAGCCAGUAUGCAUAUAUACAAAUUUAACAAUCAGAAACAUAAUACCAUAUUUGAAAUGGUUUCAUGUCCCAUUAUUUUAGAUUUUAAGGUUUUGGAAUUUGAAAUCAUUCAAUUGGGAUAGUAUACCAAAAAUUGAGGAGCCAGUAAUGUUUAUAAAUAGGAUGAAAGCAUACGUAUGCUAUGGUAUUUAAUUCUUUUUCCUGUUACUUUAAGAUUUUAACAUUUAGACACACUUGGAGUUUGGUCUUACAAUUUGUUAAUAUUUAUGGAAUAUAACUUCACUUAUUUUAGGGUUGGGAUUGGGACUAAGCAAUUUUUUUGUAAUAAUUUGUAGCAAGGUGCUUUGCAAUUGUUAUACAUGUUGACAUAUUGGGGAAUAGAGGCAGCACUCAAGUUUCAGUGGAUCAAUAAUAACAUUCUCAGUUCAUCAACCUUGAUGGCAAUUUCUA
Lingula anatina is the source of this 13560-nucleotide messenger RNA. Its product is annotated as DNA polymerase zeta catalytic subunit-like. Gene Ontology annotation, molecular function: DNA binding; nucleotide binding; DNA-directed DNA polymerase activity. Gene Ontology annotation, biological process: error-prone translesion synthesis; double-strand break repair via homologous recombination. Lineage: Eukaryota; Metazoa; Brachiopoda; Lingulata; Lingulida; Lingulidae. Gene Ontology annotation, cellular component: zeta DNA polymerase complex; nucleus. The record is from RefSeq and is a predicted model, not a curated record.